UCCUGGUGGGGGACAGCGGCGUGGGCAAGACGUCCCUGCUCGUCCAGUUUGACCAGGGCAAGUUUCUGCCAGGCUCCUUCUCUGCCACUGUGGGCAUCGGAUUCACGGUGAUGUUACUGGGAGACUCGGGCGUGGGCAAGACCUGCCUCCUGAUCCGCUUCAAGGACGGGGCCUUCCUCUCCGGGACCUUCAUAGCCACCGUGGGCAUAGAUUUCCGGAACAAAGUGGUGGCCGUGGACGGAGUGAAAGUGAAGCUGCAGAUCUGGGACACGGCGGGCCAGGAGCGCUUCCGCAGCGUCACCCACGCCUACUACCGGGAUGCCCAAGCCCUGCUCCUGCUCUACGACAUCACCAGCAAGCUCUCCUUCGACAACAUCCGCGCCUGGCUCACGGAGAUCCACGAGUACGCGCAGAAGGACGUGGUCAUCAUGCUGCUGGGCAAUAAGGCCGACGUGAGUGGUGAGAGGGCCGUCAGGACGGAGGAUGGAGCAUCGCUGGCCAGGGAGUAUGGGGUGCCCUUCCUGGAGACCAGCGCCAAGACAGGCAUGAACGUGGAGCUGGCGUUUCUGGCCGUGGCCAGGGAGCUCAAGCAGCGAGCGCUGCAGCAGGAGGAGCAGCCCCCCUUCCACAUCCACGACUACGUGGAGCCAGGGGAGGAUCCAUCCCUGCUCUGUCCACUGGGACAGUGGGAGCGGAUUGAGAGCCCUCGGGAUCGUCACGUGCGCUAG
This is a messenger RNA of Tinamus guttatus (white-throated tinamou), 728 nucleotides long. NCBI's taxonomy places the organism in Eukaryota, Metazoa, Chordata, Aves, Tinamiformes, Tinamidae. The record is from RefSeq and is a predicted model, not a curated record.